AUUGAUCGCCAAGUGCAGUGGCCCUCAUAUCCAGAGAUGGCGUUCAACAACACGUAUGGCAUAGAAACCGUCAACAAGACGGUGUACCAGGGCAUGAUCGAUGCUUACUACGCGGAAGGAGGCUGCCGUGACAGGAUUGAUGCCUGUCGUGAACUCUCUGCAAUCUAUGACUCAGAUAACAUCGGUAUCAACGCGACCGUCAACAACGUCUGUCAAGACGCAGAAACAUACUGCACAGUCAAUGUUCGCGACCCCUAUCUCAAUGUCUCGGGCCGUGAUUACUAUGACGUAACACAGAUUGACCCAACGCUGUUCCCACCCCCCUUCACCGCCGGAUAUCUCAAUCAGCCGUACGUUCAAUCUGCCCUCGGAGUACCCUUGAACUGGACAGGCAGCUCUAGCGCAUCGUCCUCUGCCUUCCGCAGUAUCGGAGACUAUCCCCGUCCAGGCUGGAUCGAAGACAUCGCAUACCUCCUCCACAGCGGGAUCAAGGUUUCUCUCAUGUUUCGCGACCGCGACUUUGCGUGUAACUGGAUCGGCGGAGAACAAGUUGCGCUGGCGAUUCCCUGGGCAGACCAAGAGAAGUUUGCCAAGGCGGGCUACGAGCCUUUACAGACCAAUUCUACGUACGAAGGCGGUCAGGUUCGGCAGUAUGGUAAUCUGUCAUUUAUUCGAGUCUACCAGGCUGGACACGCAGUGCCGUCGUACCAGCCGGAAUCCGCAUAUCGAAUUUUCAACCGUGCUCUCUUCAACAAGGACAUCGCAACAGGCCUCGUUGAUACCGCGACAAACCUGACAUAUGCCACCGAAGGGCCUGCCGACACAUUUGGUAUUAAGAACAAAAUUCCGCCUCAAUACGAGGAUUUCUGUUAUGUUCUUGACCCGAGUACGUGCAGCAAUGAGCAGGUUAAUGCGAUGCGUAACGGAACGGGCAUCAUCAAAGAUUACAUCAUGAUUGAGCCAGCUUCGCAGCAGGGAGCUGCGAUCGGUUUGAAAGCAAGAGAAAUUCUCGACGAAGCGUAGAACACGACUUGUGGCGAAGUCAUGGCAAUCGUCACAACACUCUUCAUGACGUGCUCGAUGAUGGAUAAAUGUCCCUUAGUCAUAAAGCGAAGUAGCCAGGCACAAUAAGAUCAAGUCUACCAAAGUCCAUGUACACAUAAUCGCUUUAUCUUGAUGAUAGCGGCCAUGGAAAGAACAC
This is a messenger RNA of Colletotrichum godetiae, 1201 nucleotides long. RefSeq names its product Alpha/Beta hydrolase protein. Gene Ontology annotation, cellular component: fungal-type vacuole. Bases 37 to 1023 code for a protein of 328 amino acids. Gene Ontology annotation, biological process: proteolysis. The record is from RefSeq and is a predicted model, not a curated record. Gene Ontology annotation, molecular function: serine-type carboxypeptidase activity. The transcript has 2 exons. NCBI's taxonomy places the organism in Eukaryota, Fungi, Ascomycota, Sordariomycetes, Glomerellales, Glomerellaceae.